Molecule: messenger RNA, 819 nt
Organism: Haemonchus placei
Lineage: Eukaryota; Metazoa; Nematoda; Chromadorea; Rhabditida; Trichostrongylidae
Source: the annotation of a GenBank genome assembly
AUGGCUGAAAAAUCUGAUUCUGCCAAAAAAGCCGAUGCUUCUAAAAAAGCUGAUUCUGCACAAACGGAGCCGAAGACGGUCUCAUUCAAGCUCCACCUGGACGGCGCCAUGCUCAAAGUCAGUUACAAAAACAAGGACGAUCUGUACGAUUCGCUGCAAAAGAAGCUGGCCGACUUGGGUAUUUCAAUAACAAAUGUCUAUACGUAUGAUCAUGAGAAUCACCCUAUUCAACUGAAAGACGCCGAUGCAGCAGCCGAGGCCGCGUCAGGCGACAAGCACAAGAAAGAGCCUGUUCUAUUUUCUGGCAGCCCUGAUCACCAUUCCAAACAUCAUCCCUUCGGCCGAUGUCCCUUCUUCAGACAUCGCUCAUUGUCGAGUGGCAGCUCUAAAGGCCAUUCUCCUGACCGCGACCACUCUGAAAGCCACGAACACUCCCGUAGCGAUCACCACCACCGCCACCAUGGCUACCAUCAUGGAGCUCAUCCCCCACUUUUCGGCCACCAUAUGGGCUCUCCAAACGCUUGCCCAUUCCUUGCUGGAUUUGGUUCUAGUCAUCCCAGCCACCAUAUGAUGGGCUCUGGAAACGCAGCUUUAGCUUGCCCAUUCCUCGCUGGGUAUGGUUCUAGUCAUCCUGGCCACCAUAUGAUGGGGUCGGCAUCCGGAGCUUGUCCUUUCCUUGUUGGGUAUGGUUAUGGACAUGGUCAUGGGUUUGGUCAUGGUUGCCCUGUGUUCGGCUACAAACCUCACUCUCGAGGAAAGGAUUGUGGAAAAGAUUGCGGUCAUGCAUCGGGCCACGAUUCUCAUGGUUCCAACAAAUAA